AUGACAGCGACGCCUGAUCUCAGCUCAGCGGACACUUCCCUCCAAUCUGAAGACAGCAGUGCAGCACCGGGCGAGCAGCGCGCGGAAUACCUGGACAAGGCGGACGCCCUGACGCGACCUCCGCCUAGUCGUCAACCUUCUCAUCUCGAUGGUCUGGAAAGUCCAUCAGAGGCUUCAGAACGGCAAGCACUCGAUGCAGUCGCAAAUGCUGUCGUAGCACCACUGCAAGUCGAUCUCAGCGCACGACCAACGACGCCCUUCAACUUUAAAGAUAUCGGCAUCGAACGACAGCCACAACUGAUCUCGGCCGGCGACGAAGGCGACUCUGACAGCUAUCAGCGGGUGGGUGUAGGGCAUCCAAGGAUUCAUAGCAUUCAGCCAAGCUUGGUAGAUGACGAAAGCAUCAGAGGCACCGGCGAUAGUGAUGAAGAAGGCGAAGGGGAUGGCACUGUUAGCGCCGCUGGCAUACUCAGCAUCGACGAUAAAUGGCUUGAGAGCAGGAUAGAGCAGAGGAGAAGAGAAGAAUUUGAGGAUCAGUCGGCUCAUCCCCUUGCUUCUGGAACAAGCGCUGCCGGACCUCAAGCCGAAGGUACGCAGUCGGGCAGCCUACCAGACCAAGGCCCGGCUGCACCUGCCGAUAUGACCUCGCCUUUGACCAGAUCUGGCUUCCAGCUCCGAUUGCCGCAGGGAGUCAUCGCCGCUGCCAGACAAGGCCACGUCCGAAAGGUCAGCGUACCAGGUGCCUUCCUCACAGAUGAAGAUGGCACGGAUUCGUCUUCCAAUGCGUCCCCUGUGAUCGACGCGCCUCUCGGUGACGCGCCAUUGACGCCAGGUGCAAAGACACAGCGACAUCAGCGGGACGCAACUGUCUUUGCGGAUGCACAUUCACGACAAACGAGUCGAGCUAGCGUGCAAUCAGAAAACACGAACGGAGGUCCAGAGAUCAGUGGUGAGCGUGUCGCUACGAAACUUCCUCUGAAGCCUCCGGGCCAUUGGGCUGGCGCAGAGGACGAGGAUGCUCCGACUCCGCGGGGACACGCUGUGCAGAAGACAUCGUACUUCGAAGCACAGGAUACACAUUCGCGCGAUGCGAGCACCAGCAAGCACCCUGGCGUAGAUGGGUCGGCGCAAUCGCAAGUCACUGCUCCUCCGAUCUUCAGGAACGUAGAAGCGCCAAAGCACACGUGGCUCAGACACACCGAAUUGGGCGCUCCACACCUCGGAUGCUUCAUGCGCACUCUGGUGGAACGCCAGAUGAAGUUUGAACUGGCUCGCUCUUGGCUUUUGACUAGCAUCGCAGCGCCAUCGGAGCCCGCAGCAUUGGGCAAAGAUGAUCUCGCUAUCUUCAAGCGCAGCCCUAACGACAUAAACCUUCCGCGACCUCGCCUCCCUAUUCUGCACUUCUUGCUUGCUCGAGUCCUCUCGACAUGCCCACUGCUGGUCGACCCGGUCGCUCCCAGGGGCACGGCGGCUUCGAGCGAGGUGGCGGAGGGCUUCAUGUCCAGCGCCGUCGUCCCACUACUGCGUGCAAGGCAGUCCAUGUCGCUGAGUCAUGCCGUUGAUAGACAUGGAGAGGGCAUGGGGACGGAGUUCGAUGCAAGAUCUACGUUAGAUGAAGUUCAAGGCGUACUGACGCGCGGCAUUGCUGCCUACGUCACCUCGCUUCUGGGCGCGAGCUUGGCGCGGGAGGGUCUCAAGAUGACCCAGGUGCCGUUGCCGACUGAACACAACAGCUUGAUGCCGCUCUCGGCCUACUACGCUCACCGAGCGUCUAUGCCAAAGCUCAAGCAAGGCGGUUAUGAGGUGGAUAUUGUGAGCUUGCGUGCACACUCUGCUACGGAGUGCGAGUUCGUCAUUGCCAUUCGUCGCUUUGGCUUUCCGGUCUCCUACGUCAUCCGCAGCGAGGACGACUUCUUCGAAUAUGCGCGUGGCCUAGCAGCGGAACUAGGACCGAAAGCGCGGGUGCGACCCCUGCCGUCCAGGCCAAUAGCAGGAGCGGAUGGAGGUGAAUACUCUGGCUCUUUGGGUCCUCUGACUGGCAACGCAGCUCUUGCUGGAUCUCAGAACGGCCGUCGUGAUUCGAUGAGCUCGCUUCGCAGUCUCGUCACCUCGGGGUUCCGCCCGAGCCAGGCGAAUGAGGCCUCUCAGAGCGUUCUGUCGGUGCAGACUAAUAAGAACCCGGGUGCAGCCAAUGGCGCUGCACCAGCUUCGCCUCUUUCCCCGCGCAUGCACAGAUAUGGUGGCGGCGUUCCACCUCGUCCAAGUUUCUCGCGCACGAGAAGUACGGAGUCCGCAAGGCCUGGAUCUAUUCAUCCAGCUCAGGACACUCAAUCGGCUCACGGCCACACUCCGCAAGCGUCUGGCACAACAGGACGAAAUACGAGUCAAGUGUCUCUUGCUGGUAGUGAGCGGGGCUUGCCUCGAGGUCGAAGUCAGGUGAAUGUCGCUUCACCGCCCAUCAAAGACCCUGCACUGCCGCUCUCGCCAUCUGCUGCGGAAGGCUUCGUCCAGCUCGACAACUCGAGCAAGGCGAUGAUGGGUACCACCUCGUCCAAGGGUGGUGACGGACGAGGUAGAUCACGCUUGUUCUCCAAGCGAUCUUCAUCUCGUGGUCCUUCUCCAUCAGGCUUGCGAUACAAAGAGGCUGGCGGCGUUCCUCGCGACAAGUCCGCCCGCAAAGCGGCUGCCGAGGGCGAGUACCUUGCUCCGUCCGCCCAUCACGAGGCAAGACGACAACAUUUGCGGAGUUGGCUUCGUGAUGCUUUGGCUGUGCGUGGUGCUGGUCACUGCUCGGAGACUCGCCAGUUCUUGGUCACCGGCAGCUUCAGUGAUAAGGAGCUUCGGACUGGAACUAGAGCAGACCUAGAGAUGCGCCAUCGUCUGGACGAGGAAAGUCGUGGAGAACGUGAGGCAGUGGCGGCCGGCUCGGCAGAAGAGGUCAUCGAGUUGCAGGAUGAGCAGGACGCUCUUUGGCGCAGCUGCACGACUCAGCAAGGAUUUUUGGAUGCUUUUGGGGCACUUCGAAACAGUCCGACUUUCUCUGAGCUGCCACUUCCAUACCAGCGCCUAGCAUCUUGGGCCAAUCUUAAGCUGGCUCACGUCCUCUAUGGCAUCUUUGUCAGCGGCAGCGAGUCUAGCAAGAACCUGAUCAGAGCUCAGGACCUUUUCAACGCCAUUCCGUGGCGCGGCUUGUCUUUUGCCAUGCGGGAUCCUACCGGAGUCAUGCUGCAAAGGGUGCGUGCAGCUCUGCAAGGACAAGACUUUUUGGACCGGCUACUCGCUGUGUUACUUGAAGACGGCGGGGGCAAAGGGGGCAUGCAACUGGAGCUAGAUGACCUUCGACGCCGGUUCGGAUCGCCAGUAUAUCGCAAAAUCGAAGCGUUCGUAUCCUACACUGACGCCAAGAAGCGUUUGAUCCGUUCAAGUGCGGAGUCAGCUCGCAUUCCACUCGUGGCAGCCAUUGCGCGUGGUUCAGACGCUCCGCGCCUCACCGAGGAAGGUGUCAAGCGCAUCGUGCGAGCAACUCGUGCCUGGCAGGACUUUCACGCCACAUUGCCGAACGCCAAAGAUAUACAACGGGAGCUCAAGGCGAGCGUCGAUGUUCGUCUCAUUGCGGACAUGCAGCGCGCCUUGAGACUGCUUUCGCUGCGCCGAGAUGCAGAGGAGAUUCGAAUUGCGCUGGAAAAGCCAGAGAUCAGAGACAUCUUUUCGGCCCUGUUUGAGCCGUUCGGCACCGCUCUCAGGCGACUACACAAGUCAAGUGCCAAGAUGGCGGACGCUGUUGCGGAUACGAAAGAGUUCCUCGCGCGUCUACUGGACAUUGUUUCCGGCUUAAGAUCGAGAGUGCAGGAUCCUUGGAGGAGCAUCUCAACGAUUGCCACUCUGCUCGACGACGCUGUGCCGGGCUGGUACGCGUUCUUGCACUCAACAGUGACAUUGCCAGAAGGAAGCAACGGCAGCUCGCUCACAGAGGACAUCUUUGUCUGGCUGCACCAUUUAGCAAGACUGGCAGGCAGCGGCUGCGACGAUAUCAUUGCUGCUUGGGCACCUCCGUCGCGACCCGCGUCGAUGGUGCAUGAGUCCGAAGGAUCUAAGUUGCCACCUCCCGCGCCUCUUUCCGGUCCAUCGGUCCUAGACGCAUCUGCUCGAGGGGACAUUACCGAGCUAGAAGCUGCUGCGCGUCGCAAGAAGCAGGCCGAGUUUGUCGAAGCUUGCAGAUGGGCAGCAGGGGAUGUGGAUGAAGCACAACCCGUUCAGGUCUUUGGAGCGGCUGGAAAGACUAGGACCGAGGCUAUCUUUGCGGAUCCUAUCAAACCUGCCCCUCCCACACCUCACUUGGAUCGUUUCAGACCUGCAUUUAGGGAUGCGCUCGCUAGAGUGCUCAGAUGA
Messenger RNA from Ceraceosorus bombacis, 4389 nucleotides. Lineage: Eukaryota; Fungi; Basidiomycota; Exobasidiomycetes; Ceraceosorales; Ceraceosoraceae. The record is from the annotation of a GenBank genome assembly.